Messenger RNA from Coprinopsis cinerea okayama7#130, 1179 nucleotides. RefSeq lists its product as hypothetical. Gene Ontology annotation, molecular function: oxidoreductase activity. The transcript has 7 exons. The coding region runs from base 1 to 1179 and encodes 392 amino acids. The record is from RefSeq and is a predicted model, not a curated record. NCBI's taxonomy places the organism in Eukaryota, Fungi, Basidiomycota, Agaricomycetes, Agaricales, Psathyrellaceae.
AUGGUAAAACUAUCGACCACCUUCCUCCUCCUCGCCGUCGGGAUCCAGAGCGUCCUCGGCGCACCCACCACCUCGCCCGCUGGCGCUAACAGCACGCUCCAGAAGAGAGCCAAAUGCGCGAAUGUGCGUGUCCGUAAGGAAUGGCGCGACCUAACCGUCGACGAACGCAUCGACUACACCCGCGCCGUCAAGUGCCUGAUGGAGACGCCCUCCACGGCUACGCGCGAGGGUGUCGUCUCGCGCUUUGAUGAAUUCCAAGCGUGCCAUAUCGAUUUGACGAAUCAGGUUCAUCAAGUCGGACACUUCCUCGCUUGGCACCGACACUUCUUGACUCUCUACGCCAACGCGAUGCGCGAUGAGUGUGGGUACCAAGGUCCCGCUACGUACUGGGACUGGUCUCGCGACGCCGACGGGCCAGGACUGAUGGCCGACUCCCCCGUCUUCGACCCCGUCACCGGUUUCGGCGGUAACGGCGUCCCAGGCACCUACACCCCGCCUCCCAACACGAACCCAGGCUUCCCCGGGUUCCCUCAACCUACGGGUACGAACCCCGGUUUCCCGGGCUGGCCCGCCCCAGCCCCAGCGCCCACCACCACCGGUGCACCUCCAGGCGGCGGCUUCCCAGGGUUCCCCGGCGGCGGCUUCCCCGGCUUCCCCGAGCAAGGCUGCGUCGAUACGGGUCCCUUCAGCAACAUCACCGUCAACCUGGGACCUGGCACCGCCAUCGGGCCUCACUGUUUGUUGAGGGGUAUUAAUGAAGGCAUGAAGAGUAGUCUGACGAGUGCGAAUGUGGAUAUUGUGAUGCAGCAGACCGAGUUUGAGGUGUUUAGGACCGUGCUUGAGAAUGGUGGACGGGGGAGUGCGGGGAUGGGGAUUCAUGGUGGCGGGCAUGGGGUUGUGGGUGGGGAGAUGAUGGAUCCGUUUUCGAGUCCUGCUGACCCCCUCUUCUACCUCCACCACGGCAACCUCGAUCGUAUCUGGUGGAAAUGGCAGAACGCGGACCCUGAGAACAGGAUGUACGCCAUCUCUGGCCCGACGACGCAGCGUCCGCCUUUCACUCAGGUAACCCUCGACUUUGUGAUGCCGUUCACUACGCUGCUUAAGCCAGGCGAGGAGGUGACCGUGCGGGACGUGAUGGAGACCGACGGCGAGCUUGGGUGCUUCACGUAUGCUGAUUAA